This is a messenger RNA of Sceloporus undulatus (fence lizard), 5335 nucleotides long. RefSeq names its product phospholipase B1 (gene PLB1). Gene Ontology annotation, cellular component: brush border membrane. The record is from RefSeq and is a predicted model, not a curated record. The transcript is spliced from 58 exons. Lineage: Eukaryota; Metazoa; Chordata; Lepidosauria; Squamata; Phrynosomatidae. Gene Ontology annotation, molecular function: A2-type glycerophospholipase activity; retinyl-palmitate esterase activity; phosphatidylcholine lysophospholipase A1 activity. Gene Ontology annotation, biological process: phospholipid metabolic process.
AGCAACCUCUGGCUAUCCUUUUUCUUAGGUACUGUGGCUCACGUUCUGACAGCCAAGAGUGGUGCAGAGGAAAUGGAACCAAAGUCUCUACAGACCUUUCGUGAUUACUGCAAAUCACAAAUUUUCUCUCACCCAGCCUCAUCAUCAGUUCACACUCUAAGACCAUCAGAUAUCAAAGCAAUUGCUGCUAUAGGAAGCCUGGGAAAUACUGAAGAUUUUAGGACAGACCAGGCUGACCUUCUCAAAAGCACUGAGAAAGAUCUUAUCCAAGAAAGCAUGAAAACUUUGAAGGAUCUUGUUAGCCUAUUUAAUCCUUCUGUGCAGUAUUACUCUUCUCUUGGAAACAGCAAGGAUGUGUCAAGAAAUGAAACUAUACAUCUCUUCAGUCAAGCUAAAGAAAUUGUGAAGAGUAUGAAAAAGAACCAGUCGACAGAUUACCAAAAUGAUUGGAAGCUAAUAACAGUUUUCCACCCAUGUCCUUUCCGUUCUUCUGUCUCUCAGGUGGCCUCCUACACUGACAGCAUUAAAAAACUUGAAAGCAUUUUGGAUUAUCUGCACAAACAAGUUCCCAAGGCGUUUGUAAAUCUAGUGGAUUCUACUCUACUCACAUUCUCAUCUCUUCCACACACUGAUUUGAAUCACACCAGACUAAAUGAAACUGUAUGGAGAUGGUCCUAUCUGGAUGCUUUGGAAAAGCUUCUGGCAUCUAGAAAGUAUGAACUGAAAAACAAUUUCACUGUUGUUCUUCAGACAUCUCUCCAAGAAGAAAAUGUGCCUUUUAUAAUAAACAGGCAAGAAAACGACUAUUCCACAGAAAAGAUACCCAUAGCCAUCCCAGGGAAGAAGCUAGCCGGGGCUGCACUUGGCAUAGGAAUCUGGAACAAUAUGAUGGAACCAGCUGGACAGAAGCAACCCUAUCAUUUCAACAAAAUGCCUGAAGCACGUUGUCCUUCUUCUCAGGAGUAUCCGUACUUCUUCACAUACAGGAACAGUAACUAUUCAUCUUUUUCUGCGGAGCUGCAGACUGAAGCCAUGCCUCAAGAAAGGAGCUUUGGGACUAGCAUUCUGUGUCCUGACCGUACCCCCUCAAACACAAUUCCUACCUCAGUUCAUAACUUGAGGCCAGGAGAUAUUAAAGUUAUAGGUGCCCUUGGAGAUUCACUAACAGCAGGAAAUGGGGCAGGAUCUACACGAUACAAUGUUAUAGAUGUUCUGACACAGUACCGAGGUCUUUCAUGGAGUGUUGGUGGAAAUGAAAAUCUAAGCACAGUCACAACAUUAGCAAAUAUUCUUCGGGAGUUCAAUCCUUCUCUGUUAGGUUUUUCCACUGGCAAAGGAACACAUAACACAGCAAAUGCCUACCUGAACCAGGCUGUGGCAGGAGCACGCUCAGAGGAUGUCCCAUCUCAGGCAAGAAGACUAAUAGAACUGAUGAAGAAUGAUCCUAAAAUAAAGUUCCAAGAAGACUGGAAGCUCAUAACGAUUUUCAUAGGAGGAAAUGACUUGUGUGAUCAUUGUAAGGAUCCUGUACAUUAUUCUCCUGAAAAUUUCACAAGCAAUAUACAGACAGCCUUGGAUAUACUCCAUAAAGAGGUCCCUCGAGCCUUUGUGAACCUGGUGACAAUUCUUCAAAUAACAACUUUAAGGAAACUGUAUCAGGAGAAGAGUAUUAACUGCCCAAGACUGAUCAUGAGAUCUCUGUGUACAUGUGUUUUGAACCCUGAAGAUAAUUCCAGUGAAAUUGAAAUGCUAGAGUCCUUCAACAAAAGAUAUCAGGGGGAGACCCACGGCUUAGUCAAUAGUGGAAGAUAUGACACAAGAGAAGAUUUCACAGUGGUUGUGCAGCCAUUUCUGGAAGAAGCAACAAUGCCUAUGACUUCGGAGGGGUUGCCUGAUUCUUCAUAUUUUGCCCCAGACUGCUUCCAUUUUCAUCAGAAGGCUCACUCUCAGACUGCCCGGGCUCUGUGGAACAGCAUGCUGGAACCUAUCGGGGGGAAAACAAAACUGCAAGCACUUGAAACUGAAAUAACCCUCAAAUGUCCAAAUCAGACCCAGCCAUAUUUUAUGACAUACAGAAACAGCAACUAUACUUAUCAGAACACAAUCACCCCAGUCUACGGAAGCCAGUUGCUAUGCGAUGAUAGAGUUCCAUCCAUCAGUAACCCUACUUCAGUGCAUGGCCUCAAACCAGCUGAUGUGCAAGUAAUAGCAGCCUUGGGGGAUUCAUUGACUGCUGGUAAUGGCAUUGGAUCAAAGCCAAAUGACAUGUUGGAUAUGAACACACAGUAUCGUGGCUUGGCUUGGAGCAUUGGAGGAGAUGCUUCAUUACAGAGUGUCACAACUUUGCCUAAUAUCCUGCGAGAGUUCAACACUAACCUCACAGGUUAUUCGACUGACAUAGGUGGCCCAAGUGAGAUGAAUGCCUUUCUUAAUCAAGCAGUUCCAGGAGCAAAGGCUGAGGAUCUACCAGACCAAGUGAAACAUCUUGUGAAAUUAAUGAAAAAUGACUUGACAAUUAAAUUUGACACUGACUGGAAGGUCAUAACUGUAUUCAUUGGAGUUCAUGAUCUGUGCAACUAUUGCAAAGAUGUGAAUCACUAUUCAGCUGUAAACUUUUCAACUCAUGUUCAAGAAGCGCUUGACCUUCUUCAUGCAGAGGUGCCUAAGGCUUUGGUUAACUUGGUGGAGGUAAUGGACAUUUUCCCCCUGAGACAGUUGUUUCUGGAUAGCAGGCUUCCAUGCCCCACACAUCAAGCAGAAGAUCUCUGUAGCUGUGUUCUCCCCAUUCAAGAGGGCUCCUCUGAAAUGGUGAUGAUGAAGGAAGCAGUCAAAGCCUAUCAGAGUAGCCUACAAAAACUGGUGUGGAAUGGCAGGUAUGACACACAAGAGGACUUUACAGUCAUAUUACAGCCUUUCCUCCAGACCAUUGAAUUGCCUCUUCUACAGGAUGGACGUCCAGAUGUUUCCUUCUUUGCACCUGAUUGUUUUCACAUGAGUCAAAAAUCACAUUCCCAGCUUGCCAAGACCCUCUGGAACAGUAUGCUGCAGCCUUUGGUGGGGAAAGCCAUUUCCUUCAAUUUUAUGGAUAAUAUAACGCUGAGCUGCCCAACUCUGCACCACCCUUUCCUGGGAACCUACAAGAAUAGCAAUGAGACUCAUUCAUCUCUGGAUCCCACCAACCAGCCAAACCAGAAUUGGGGCAGUGACCUAUUGUGCCCUAGACAGACUGCAUCAAAAAAACAUCCCAACAUCAGUUCCUCCUUGCACAGGCUGCAACCAGCUGACAUCCAAGUAGUAGCAGCAUUAGGUGAUUCUUUGACGAGUGCCAUAGGAGUCAAAGCAACUGGUUUGAAUGAUCUGGAAACAACAUGGAGAGGGCUUUCCUGGAGCUCUGGAAGUGAUGGAAACUUGGAGACUCAUACAACUUUACCUAACAUCUUGAAAAAGUUUAAUCCAAACCUCACUGGUUUCUCCACUGGCACCCAGAAGGAAACUGCAGGAUUCAAUGUAGCAGAAGGAGGAGCUGUAGCACAGAACCUACCAGCCCAAGCUCGUGAAUUGAUAGAGCGAAUGAAAAAACAGCCCGGUAAGUGAGACAUCAACUAUAAGGAGGACUGGAAGUUAGUCACCAUUUUGAUUGGGGGCAAUGAUCUGUGUCAGUAUUGCUUAAACAAGGAAACCUAUUCAGUGGGAAAGUAUGUAGAACACCUCCAGGACACUCUUGAUAUCUUUUACAAGGAGCUCCCUCGGGCCUUUGUCAAUAUGGUGGAGAUAAUGGAACUCGUUGGACUGCGUCAGAUAGAAAGAGAAGCAUCCGGAUGUGUUCUUUCAGGGGCGAGCCUUUGUCCCUGUAUUCUAAACAUUCCAGAAAACUCCCCAGAACUACAAGAAAUUCAAAGGAUAAACAGAGAUUUUCAGGAUAGAACUGCCAUGCUGAUCCACAGCGGUCGCUAUGCCCAACGGGAGGACUUUGCUGUUGUUAUACAACCGUUUUUCCAAAACACCAUCAUGCCACUAAACAGCGAUGGGAAACCAGACCUAAGUUUCUUUGCAGUGGAUUGCUUUCAUUUCUCAGAGAGGAGCCAUGCCGAGAUGGCCAUAGCACUUUGGAAUAACAUGAUGGAGCCAGUUGGUCAUAAACAGACAUACAAUAACUUCACGUAUGAAAGGUCGAAACUCAAGUGUCCAACCUCAGAACAUCCCUUUCUUUUCACAUCAAGGAACAGCAAAAUGCAGAGUUCAGAAAAUGAGGCUAAGAGCAGCAGAGACACUGUGCCUUACUGGGCUGUGAUUGUGGCAGCAACAGUUGGAACUUUGGCAGGAUCCCUCCUUGUUUGGGUUUUGAUGACUCAGAGAAGCAGCAGAGGCCGAAGGUCAGGAGUCUCAGCAACCAAAGAGAAGGCGACAGGAUUUUAAAUAUGUAUGCUGCACAAAGGAGAUAGAGCAAAACAUCUACCACCAGUGGUAUUAAGGGAGUGCUAUUGAAUAAUGGAAGCUUAAUUGCAGCUUUGCACAUGCGAUUUUUAAAUGAACUUUUUCUGUCUCAGAGUGGAAGAAGUUUGCUCAGUCUAGACAUUGUGGUCCAGAAUUUUAAAGAUAUGAUGCAUAGAGUGGAGAAUUAAAACAAUAACAAUCAAAAUUUAACCUGGCUCCACUGAUUUUAAGUGAGGGUGCAUCCGGGUGAUAUUUUUAUUGUGCAAUUGCCCUGAUUCAUUCAUGAAACAUUACAGAGCAUCUAGAUAUCUUCUUCCAUUUCUUCCAUCCUUUUUCAAAAACCACAGAAAAUCAAUUAAGGAGGAAACAAUGAAAUAGCUGCACAAUGCCUUUUGAAUGCUAACACUAGCAGACUUCAACCUGGAUAUUUGUUAAUGGAAUGGAGAUUCUAAGAUUCUAUACUGUGAUUAAGUGGUUAUGCAUGUUGCAUUCUUACUAAAAAUCAUUUACUGGAUCAGGACUGAUUUCUUAUUAGGUGACAUUCUCUGUAUAAAUUUAAAUCAACAUGCAUAAGUGAGCAUGCUAUACAUCUAUUACAAUAUCAACUGUAAUUUGUAUGACUCAGCCUUGUAUCUAUUUCCCGAAUGUUGGAAUAUCAUUGUUUGCAAUAUUUUGUUCCAUACACAGUAUGAUAACACACUACAGUGGUCUAGUACUCAAGUGAAUCUGUGCUCUACUCAGUAACUUUUUUUUCUAAAUCACCCUCAGUAAUAUUUUUGUCUAAUACUGAGAAUCAUAACUAUAAAUGCUGACCUUUUUUUUUGUAGAAGCAAAUAAACAAGAAAGAAAAACCCUAAGCAACAACCCCUGGAAAGGAUUUAAUGAAUAUAAUAACCACCAG